CGAAAUAAAAAUGAAACCAGAUCAUGACGCUAGCAAAGAUGAAGAUGUCGUCAAUGGUGAUGUGAUAGGCGACACUGUUUAUAGUGAACGUUUUGUUUUGAAAUUGUUAUUAAAGUUCGCGAACUUAGAUACACUAAAAGAUGAAGUACAAGAAAAAACGUUUGAAGAAGACUUGUGUACGUUAUGGGAUAUGACAGCCGAAAGAGAUGUGGUGCUAUUUCUCCAAAAGCAUGAUGCUUUAAGUUUGUUUAACUUCGCCUGGUCAGUUGUCGAGUCUCCUCGUAUUGUUGAAAUUCUUAUAGGGAUUAUCGGUAACAUGUGUUGCCAAAAAGAAGCGGCACAGGCACUCUUGAAAAUGGACACAUUUCUCACUUUAUUACUAGAAUACACGAAAUCUGAAGACAGCUUAAUUAUCGUCCAAUUAUUACGUCUCGUUAAUUCUAGCUUGUUUUUAGCUGAUAAUAGCUUAAUAUCAAUAUGGAUCGAACUAUUUAUUAAAAUUGGAUAUUCUAGUGCCUUAUAUUUUAUAUUGAAAAAUUCGUCUAAUAAGGAUUUAAUAUUAACGAGCUUAGAAAACUUUAACACAAUUUGCUCAUAUUGUAAUACUGACCAGCUCCGAACCCGUUUCUUUGGUCAUUUUGUUACUUCUGAAGCUAUUGAAGCUUUGUCCAUAGCAUUCACAGAGAUCACGGUCAACCAGAAAGAGUCUUGUAAUAGAGAUGAAUUAGAAAGGAUAUUUAUAAUCAGUUUGCAAAUCACACUGAAUCUAGUCGGUUUUGAUAAAUCAUAUGAGGUGUAUCAGGAUAACAAAAUUGACGCAUUAAACAUUAUUUCAGUUGUUUUCACUUAUUAUGAGAAUAAAUUUGUCAAAGAAAAAGAAAUUGAUAUGGAUCUAGUAGAUAUUAUCGAUUCAACUGUUACAAUUGUCAGAGUUCUUGAUAUUAGUAGUAUCUGCGAACACAAUCAGUAUUUCACACAGAGCUACAACAUGUGGGUAACUUUGAGUUCAAUCGACAAAACUGAUAGGAAUGGUGGGUCCAGUUUUGAAAGUGACGAUAAAGAGGAAUUAGAAGAUUUUUCGAUAAAAAUGAAAGCAUCGUUGAGCACACUCAUUUUUUACUACAUUGAUAAGUGUUCAGAUGAAAACUUGUAUAAAGCUAUGGACGAAAUUAACAAGGACUAUGAUGAAAUGUUUGGCUUAGUUGAAGAUAAGUUAUUAUCCAAGGCAGUGUCUGAUAGAGUGAGCAACUAUAGGACUAGAUUAAAAGACACGGAAAACUGCUAGUGUUUUGUGAUUUGAUACUUCAAAAUGAAAGGAUGUAGCUAUGUUUUAUUAAUAUUUAAUGUAAAAUAAAUAUUUCUUUUGUAAAUAUGCACAAUUACAAUGAUAUUUCUAUUUUA
Molecule: messenger RNA, 1401 nt
Organism: Melitaea cinxia (Glanville fritillary)
Lineage: Eukaryota; Metazoa; Arthropoda; Insecta; Lepidoptera; Nymphalidae
Exons: 1
Coding region: 11-1285 (424 amino acids)
Source: RefSeq, a predicted model, not a curated record